UUCGUCUGUUCCUUUGCAUCGAAUAAACAUGAAGACCAUUGUUGCAUUCACCGCCCUCCUGGCAUGCGCCGCGGCCGCCCCCGGCCUUCUGGUCACCCACGAGACUCCAGUCGUGGCUACUGUCCACGCCGCUCCAGUGGUCCACUCCGUACCAGUCUUAGCCGCUAAGACCACUAUCACCAAGAGCAGCCAAGUGGUCAACCACGGCACUCCUCUCGUCCAUGCUCCUGUUGUUCAUGCCGUGCACGCCGCGCCUGUUGUUCAUACCGUACAUGCCGCGCCUGUUGUUCAUGCUGUACACGCCGCCCCAGUGGUCCUCAAAACUGCUCCAGUGGCUGUAGCUCACACCAGCUCAGUCGUCCAUCAUGCCCCAGUCGUCAAGGCCUUGCCAGUUAUCGCUGUCCAUCAUUGAAGAUGAUUAUAGUAAAUUAAAUAAAUUAUUACCUCCGUAA
Messenger RNA from Plodia interpunctella (Indianmeal moth), 452 nucleotides. RefSeq names its product larval/pupal cuticle protein H1C-like. Bases 29 to 412 code for a protein of 127 amino acids. The transcript has 2 exons. Lineage: Eukaryota; Metazoa; Arthropoda; Insecta; Lepidoptera; Pyralidae. The record is from RefSeq and is a predicted model, not a curated record.